AUGGUGGAAGAAUUUGACUCUAGUCCCAACUUCAACGAAGGAAACGUGCAUAUUUCUACCGAGUUGAGACUAGAGUGUCAUGGUGAUUUAGUAAGAGAAGCCAUAGAAGCCUUCCUGGAACAAACCUUUCUUGUGGAGCUGGUGGAAGCACCUCAAAGGGCUGAGAUCUCAGACUUAAGCUCCCAGAACAGUUUCCUCGGAGGAGGCCAGUCGGCCGCAGCCGUGGCGCCCAGCCGGAACGGUAUGAUCCUGAAGCCCCACUCCCACAAGGACUGGCAGGGGCGCGUGGCCACGUGGUUCAACCAGCCUGUCCGCAGACGCAAGGGCCGGCAGGUCAAGGCACGCCUCAUCACCCCGCGCCCCGCGUCUGGCCUCCUCCAGCCGGUGGUGAGAUGCCCCACGGUCAGGUACCACACCAAGGUGGGCGCCAGCAGGGGCUUCAGCCUGCAGGAGCUGAGGGUGGCUGGCAUCCACAAGAAGGUGGCCCGUACCAUUGGGAUCUCAGUGGACCCGAGGCGGCGGAACAACGGCACGGAGUCCCUGCCGGCCAACGUGCAGCGGCGCAAGGAGUACCGCUCCGAGCUCACCCUCUUCCCCAGGAAGCCCUCGGCCCCCAAGAAGGGAGACAGCACUGCUGAAGAGCUCAAACUGGCCACCCAGCUGAUGGGACCAGUCAUGCCCAUACGAAACGUCUACAAGGAGGAGAAAGCCAGAGUCAUCACAGAGGAGCAAAAGAACUUCAAGGUGGUCGCCAGUCUCCACAUGGCCUGCGCCAUCGCCUGGCUCUUUGGCAUCCCGGCAAAAAGGGCCAAGGAAGCUGCAGAACAGGAUGUUGAAAAGAAAAAAUAA
Messenger RNA from Balaenoptera acutorostrata (minke whale), 849 nucleotides. RefSeq names its product 60S ribosomal protein L13. Bases 1 to 849 code for a protein of 282 amino acids. The record is from RefSeq and is a predicted model, not a curated record. Gene Ontology annotation, cellular component: ribosome; cytosolic large ribosomal subunit. Gene Ontology annotation, biological process: translation. The transcript has 3 exons. Gene Ontology annotation, molecular function: structural constituent of ribosome; RNA binding. NCBI's taxonomy places the organism in Eukaryota, Metazoa, Chordata, Mammalia, Artiodactyla, Balaenopteridae.